UAGCGAGGCCAUCACUGUCCGGGAGGUGAGUCAGCCCUGCGCCCCGCGAUUCCUCCGCGCCUUUUCGGCCUCACUGCGGGACUGGUCGCUACCUAGCCGGCUGUCUUAGGAUGGAGGAGUCGCGGCCGCCGGCGGAGGCUGAAAGGCGGAGGGCGGAAGCUCUCCUGGCCGGCUUAUCAUGCAGCGCUGCUACUUCCAUCGGAAACACUGAAUCACCCCGCGCUAGUGCUUGGGGAUGUCCUCUGCCCCUGCAGUUUAUCCCGGAAACAGAGUUUAUCGUGCUAUCCCAGUGCAUCCUUUUCUUCACCACUCCUGAAUUCGGAAAGGGGAAGAAGAAGGGAUUUCUUGGCUUUUCAUAGCCCCAGCUACAAGAAAAAGGGACUCCUGGUUGUUAGAACUUUCCAUUCACUCAUUCGGUCCUUGGAACAGCCUGAUGAGUUCUGCCUUCUCAGGAUUCAGACCUUCACCAGAAGGAACAGGAGAAAAUGACCAAGUUUCAGGAGCCAUUGACUUUCAAGGACGUGGCUGUGGUCUUCACGGAGGAGGAGCUGGGGCUGCUGGACUGCGCCCAGAGGAAGCUGUACCAAGACGUGAUGCUGGAGAACUUCAGGAACCUGCUGUCAGUGGGACAUCUUCCGUUCAAACCAGAUAUGGUAUCUCAGCUGGAGGUAGAAGAAAAGCUUUGGAUGAUGGAAAGAGAAACCCAAAGAAAUGAGAAUUCCAGUGGGAGCCACAUGGCUGUUCUUUCAGGCAGCAAGAAUCAAAAUAAGGUGGAGACUCUUCAAAAAGUUGCUUUAAAAUACCUUUUACAUGAAGAGCUGCCCUGCUGGCAAAUCUGGAAACAGGUUACAAGUGAUUUAACCAGGUGUCUUCAGAGGAAGAGUUCCCAGUCACUGCAAGGUGAUUCUGGUCAGGUUUCUGCAAAUGGGAACGAUCUGGUGAAUCAUAAAGGAGAUAGCUCCUAUUACCUUGAAAAUCAAGAGUUCUCAAUUUUGAGAACCCAGGAUUCUUACGGGAAUACAUAUCUGAGUGAGUCACAGAAUCAGAGUAGAGGUAAGCAAAUUCAUGUGAAAAAUAACCUGCAUGUAUGUGAAGCCUUCAUGAAGAAACCACUACUUAGUGAUCAUAUUAAAACUGACACAGAACAGAAACCCUACAAAUCUAAUGAAUGUGGCAGAAGCGUGAGUGAUGGCUUCAGUCAGCAUUUACCCUUCGGAGAGAAACUCCAUCCAUGUAAUGAGUGUGGAAAGGGCGUCAGUGACAGCUCAGUGCUUUUAUGUCAUCAGAAUGUUCCCACAGGAGAGAAAUGCUCCAGUCAGAACUCACAUCUGCAGACUCGUCAGAGGACUCACUCAGGAGAGAAACUCACUAAAUGUCAUGAAUCUGGUGAUUGCUUCAAUAAGAGCUCUUUUCAUUCUCCUCAUUCUAAUCAUGCAGGAGAAAAGUCCUAUAGAUGCGACAGUUGUGGCAAGGGGUUCAGUAGCAGCACAGGUCUUACCAUUCAUUACAGAACUCACACUGGAGAGAAACCUUAUAAAUGUGAGGAGUGUGGUAAAUGCUUUAGUCAAAGUUCAAAUUUCCAAUGCCAUCAGAGAGUCCACACUGAAGAAAAACCAUACAAAUGUGAAGAGUGUGGGAAGGGCUUCGGUUGGAGUGUUAAUCUUCGUGUCCAUCAGAGGGUCCACAGGGGUGAGAAACCCUACAGAUGUGAGGAGUGUGGGAAAGGCUUCACUCAGGCCGCCCAUUAUCACAUACAUCAGAGGGUCCACACUGGGGAGAAACCUUACAAGUGUGAUGUCUGUGGUAAGGGCUUCAGUCACAAUUCACCAUUAAUCUGCCAUCGGAGAGUUCACACUGGAGAGAAACCGUACAAAUGUGAGGCGUGUGGGAAAGGCUUUACCCGUAAUACAGACCUUCACAUCCAUUUCCGAGUCCACACCGGAGAGAAACCCUACAAAUGUAAGGAGUGUGGGAAGGGCUUCAGUCAGGCUUCAAAUCUUCAAGUCCAUCAGAACGUCCACACUGGGGAGAAACGAUUCAAAUGUGAAACGUGUGGGAAGGGCUUCAGUCAGUCAUCAAAGCUUCAAACCCAUCAGAGAGUCCACACUGGAGAGAAACCGUACAGAUGUGAUGUGUGUGGUAAGGACUUCAGUUAUAGUUCAAAUCUUAAACUGCACCGAGUAAUUCACACUGGAGAAAAACCAUACAAAUGUGAAGAGUGUGGGAAGGGUUUUAGUUGGAGAUCAAAUCUUCACGCUCAUCAGAGAGUCCACUCAGGAGAGAAACCCUAUAAAUGUGAGGAGUGUGAUAAGAGCUUCAGUCAGGCCAUCGAUUUUCGUGUACACCAGAGAGUCCACACUGGAGAGAAACCAUACAGAUGUGGUGUAUGUGGGAAGGGCUUCAGUCAGUCCUCUGGUCUUCAAUCCCAUCAGAGAGUCCAUACUGGGGAGAAGCCAUACAAAUGUGAUGUCUGUGGGAAGGGCUUCAGGUACAGUUCACAGUUUAUAUACCAUCAGAGAGGCCACACUGGAGAAAAACCUUACAAAUGUGAGGAGUGUGGGAAAGGCUUUGGGAGGAGCUUGAAUCUUCGCCAUCAUCAGAGGGUUCACACAGGAGAGAAACCCCAUAAAUGUGAGGAGUGUGGGAAGGCCUUCAGUCUCCCCUCAAACCUUAGAGUCCAUCUGAAUGUUCACACUAGGGAGAAAUUAUUUAAAUGUGAGGAUUGUGGUAAGGGCUUCAGUCAUAGUUCACGUCUUCAGGCCCAUCAGAGAGUCCACACUGGAGAAAAACCAUACAAAUGUAACAUAUGUGGUAAGGACUUCAGUCACCGUUCACGUCUUACAUACCAUCAGAAAGUCCACACUGGCAAGAAUCUUUAAAAAUGACAAAUGUGCUAAUGGCUUCAGUCAGGACGUAUAUCUACAACGUUCUGGGGCAUCCAUGCUGGUGAGAAACACUGUAAAGGAUUGAGAGCGGAAAGGAUUUCUUCAGUUGGAAUUUUUCUAACAAAUCCAUUAAAAUGAUGACAUAGAACCAGAGUGACAGGAAUAGGACUCAGAUUCAGGAGAGAAAUAGGUUGUAACCCUCUUGGUAAGAUCCAGUUGGUAAAAAUGGUCUUUCAAAGUGAAUACAUGUCUAAAGAUAAUUGUAAAAAGGAUAUUUGCCAUAUCCUAGCUAGUUUUGGGGGGUGGGGUCAAGGAAGGUUUUGGAUUAUUUUUCCUUUAACAUCCAUCUUAUACAUAUUUACAGUGGCCCUUAUUUUUACUAAAGCUAUGAAAAGUGAAUAAAAUAACUGACUAAAGAUUUCCUGUA
Molecule: messenger RNA, 3312 nt
Organism: Rhinolophus ferrumequinum (greater horseshoe bat)
Lineage: Eukaryota; Metazoa; Chordata; Mammalia; Chiroptera; Rhinolophidae
Gene: ZNF227
Product: zinc finger protein 227
Exons: 7
Coding region: 486-2879 (797 amino acids)
Biological process (GO): regulation of transcription by RNA polymerase II
Molecular function (GO): DNA-binding transcription factor activity; RNA polymerase II cis-regulatory region sequence-specific DNA binding
Source: RefSeq, a predicted model, not a curated record